CAGAAACUUUGCUAGUGCGCUCGAUGAGUACGGAUUGCUCCGGCUGCUCGAAGAGACGACCGCGAAUAGCCCUCAGCUUCUCUGAUUUCGACCAGGUACUUGGUAUGGUCAACAUGACACUGUUAAUGAAUGGAAGACGAGGUGUCCUCUGUGUUGUGCUCGUUUUUUUUGGCGCGCAAGACCAAAAGAUUCGUAGAGAGCUUCGCCACCUAUACAACUCAAUCUGACCAAGAGACAGGACACAGGGGUUGCUGACCAGCUUCGCGGGACACCCCGACAAGGUGCAUUCUGAGCUGCUAACCUGCUGUAUGGCACGCGCAUAGUAACAAGCAAAUCGACGUUGGAGCCAGAGUCUAAGAGGAGCUCUAAGAGAGCUGUAGGCGAUCAUGACUCAGCGAUAAGCUUCCGAGACGUUUCGGGCUUCCGUCGGGGAAGGAACUGGAGGAAUGCCCGUAGCGGCAGUGGGAUAUUUUGUUGACCCGUCGUUAGAUCAAAUCCAUACCAACGUUGCCCAGCGCAGGAAGCGACUGCCCACCCGACCAUAAUGGCGAAGUCGCUGAAUGAUGUGUAGAAACAUAGAAGCGCUCUGGCUCAAAGUAAUUCAAGUCGUAAUGUAUGAAAAAGCUCUGCUCGUCUUGUCGGGGAAAGAGGCCGGGAGCAAGCGGUGAUAAGCGUAAGCGAAUGGGGUACAAACACCGCAGACCAUUUUCGUCUGAUUUUCGUCAUCCGCCAUGAUCCUGAUGAUGACUCCUCUCAUUAUUGGUCUCCUCUCCUUGCUCAGGAGCGCCAUAAACCAUCCAGAGAUAUCUCACCGAUGCCCAAACUCGUGUCCACAGUCGUCGAUUAUCUCUCUCACCGCCAGCUCUCCCGAUAUUCGUCGCGCGUCGGUUUUCUAAGCUCGUCGGAGGCCACAUCCCGUCAGUCGACACUCCCGACACGAGCCAACUCCCAGGAUGGCGACGCAGUAGAACUACAUCCAGUCUCCGAGAGUGGAGAGGUGGAACCUCAAGUGCCCGACCAGGACCCCGAGCUGCGGCUUCCGCCUUUGACGUCGGUGGGGAUCAUGCUGGGCUCGAAUGCGUUGAUGCAGUUCGCGUUCUUCGUCACUGUCUCUUCCGCGGCGCUCUACGCUGAGCAUCUGGGAGGGUCUGCGUUGUUCUCUGGUUUGACAAUCGGUAUCCCCACGGUAUUCUCUGGCCUUGCUCUGAUACCACUCACUCGAUACGAUGAGGGUCGAUACACCCGCCCGCUCAUCGCCAUUUACCUCUCCCUCUUUAUCGGCAGCAUCUUUCACGCGCUUGCGUACAAGGCCAACUUCCUCUACCUGAUUCUCAUUGGCCGCAUCGUCGCUGGAUUCGGAUUCACAGGCUUUAUGUAUUCCAAGCGAUACUGCUCGGAUCCCCGCAUAAUAGGUGUUCGUCGACGUACAACACUUGCGAGCUACUUGGUAUUGGGGCAGGCUUUCGGUUUCAGCGCCGGCCCCUUCAUCGGUGGUCUGUUGUACAAAGUGGGCUUCCCCAACGACGUUUUCAAUGGAUACACAAGUCCUGGCUGGGUCACCGCCUUUGUGACGCUUCUGUUCGCCACAGUCGCCUUGUGCCUGUUCCAAGACGUCGGCAAGCCACAGCAAUCUGGGGCGGAGAACGGUGCUGCCGCCGAUCCACCUCGGUCCGAUGGAUCCUUGAAGGACUUGACCCGCGAGCAGUGGGGUGUCAUUGCCUCGAUGUGCUGGACAGCGAUGACAUGCUUCUUCGUGCUCGGCUCGUGGGAGUCCAAUAUCCCGAUCUUCACUGCCGUCAGCCUCGGCUACAGCCCCUACGCUGCAGGGAACUUCAUCGCACUGGGUGGUGUCGCGACCUUGCCGUUCCUCCUGCUCAACAUCCGGUUCGCGCCGCGAUACCAAGAUCGCUCGACGCUGGCUUUGGGUUCCGUCAUCGGGACCUCCGGGCUCCUCCUUGCCCUCAUCCUCCUCGCCACGGACAGGGUCGUCUUUGCCUCGCUCUUCAUCUGCUGGUUCCUCGUCGCGCUCGGAUUCAACAUCGCGAGCACCUGCACGGUCAGUCUGCUGUCGAAGCAGCUUCCGAAUGCGUACAACGGCCGGACGAGCCUUGCAGUCCAGUACAGCAACUACACUGGUCGGGUUACUGGUGCGAUUCUGGGCGGUGCAGGGGUGCAGAUGGGAAUGAAAAGUUAUGUCGGGGUGCAGCUUGCUGUCGUCGGAAUCGGCGCUGUUCUGCAUGCACUGAAUUGGCAGAAGCUGAAGGCGAAGACGGGCUAAAUCUUUUGUAGAAGUGGGAUUAGUGACUUUGCAUGUCUCAUUCAUAUUCCCGACUGCGCAUUUAUCCAGCUAGUCGGACUAGAUAUCAAGAACUCGCUGUUUGUCCAAGUUUGGACGAAGAUUCCGACGCACCACCUAUCGCACCUCAGCUGGAGACCACCAUCUCGCAACCAUCUCAUGGACGUCCCAGCACUCGCCUCCGAUCCUGUUCAACCGGUGACCGACUGCACCUAUUCGCGCGGGAUGACAAACCUCGUCAACGGUGUAGUCAGAUUCCUUGCGCAUACAAAGAACCUCUGGCGUGUCGAUCUGAACUCGAAGUUGCCAAUCACGCUGGAGCAGGAAUUCCGUCCUGGCGACAUGUGGACUCGACUGACCCGCCUCGAUAUGAAUGUGGCCACCACCUUCAUCACCUGUGCAGCCCUGCUUCGCAACAGCCCUGUUCUGGAUUCAGUGUGUUUUGGGGAUGUCCGGGCAUUCAAUCCGUCGGUCUGGAGUAGCCGGGUCGCCACGCCUACGACGCAUGGACUCGAGCUGCUGAUCGUGCGGUUCGACAUAGGCGCUGAGAUCGACGAAUUCUUCUCGCAGUUCUCCUUCCCUAAUCUUUAUUCCCUCGAAAUGGAUUUCAAGUACUGCGAGCGACGAACUCAAUCGCCGACGCGCAGAUGCCGCGCCGCCCUGACCUGGCUGCGCGACAACGCUCCUGGGCUACCGCUCGCCAAGCUGAUCUUACGUCGCAUCGCGUUCGACCUCGACGACUUGGUGUAUCUGGCUGAAUGUUUUGCCAACACCCUCGCAUCGCUGCGCCUCAUUCAUGUGUGUGCCCCGACGUUGCUCGAAUUGCUGACGGCGCGCGACGAUCCGUCAGGCUGCAUCUCGCUGCCCCUGCUCCGCCACCUGUUCUACCGGUGCAAUUUGGAGGCGCACGAUGAGGCUUGCGCUGUCCGCAACGUGCUCGAGAGCCUUGGUCCUCCUUCCCAUCCGGCGUUUCCCAGUCUGGUAGAUUUCCAGUGCGAGCUGAUUGAUUCGAAGCAUACGGGCUGCUUUGACGAUCAAUUCUGCGAAGUCGUGGGCAGGUUCAAGUCUCGAUUGCGAUGCAAAGUCUUGACGCUCUUGACGCCCUUGACGCCCUAUUGAGUUUUACUGCGGCGGUUUAUGUAAAUCAACUCAAUUCAGAUGUGUCCGUCGUUUUGCAAUUGCAAUAUACCUUGAGGAACGUUGUGGAAUCGAAAGGAUGUUCCGAUGCCGACUGGUCGAGCUCAUGCGAGCGUUCACUUCUUCAAUUGGGUCUCGAUGUGCUGGAAGAAAUCGCCAGGUUGGUGCGCUAGAAUGUGUACCACGCCGGCCGAUUUGUUCAGAGCUGCUUGAAAUUACAGCACAUGCUGUACAAAGAUACUAAUGGAGAUUGGAUUACAGGCGAUCGAUUCGUAUAAUAAUACCUAUUACAACACCUGG
Messenger RNA from Mycena citricolor, 3733 nucleotides. NCBI's taxonomy places the organism in Eukaryota, Fungi, Basidiomycota, Agaricomycetes, Agaricales, Mycenaceae. The record is from the annotation of a GenBank genome assembly.